UCGCCUCCGCUGUCGCAGUCGGCUACUUGAUAUUCCACAUCUGAUACAUGCGCCUCGCCGUCGCUCAUACGCCCCGUUGUACGCUGAGAAAGUGCGGAAAGUGCGCCAACUUUCAACUUGUUCGAAAGUGCGGAAUAGGACGUAGGACAUAGGAUAUAGGCGUUGUCCUAGGCCGCUUUUUGGUGAGCAGGAAGCUGGCGCCACCCAACGACCUUGACAACUGCGGAAUGCAGGCGAAAGCACAUAAAUUGUAAUUAAACAAGGGCAAACAAAUUGAAAAAGCCGAAGGAGAAAACAAGUAGAAACAUUCGAAAUAGCUGCAAAAGCAACAAAUAACUCGUUAAACUUUCCUGGCCAGCGAGCCAAGAAAAAGAGUGAAACAGGAGAAAAAAAGCAACGCACAUUUUUAUUUAUUAGUUGGCCGAACUUUUCGCAAAAUGCCAGCGGGUCGAGUGGCUGGCAAAGCCGGCUACUCCAAUCACUACUACAACGGCCGCUCGUAUGUGGGAAUCAACGAGGAGAUCAUGUGGGUGAGCAUUGGCAUGGGCGUGACCAUCGUGCUCCUGAUCACGAUCGCCCUGUGCUACAUUGCCCGCGAGAAGUGCCAAAAGCGGCAGCGGGAGUACUACGUGACCGCAUAGUUGUUGUACGCGGCCUGCGAAGCGACGGAGGAGCAGGGGAAUCCCCCGGAUCAGGUCAUGGAAAUGGAAGUGGAGGGGAAACCGACUGGCGUC
Drosophila takahashii is the source of this 734-nucleotide messenger RNA. RefSeq lists its product as uncharacterized. The record is from RefSeq and is a predicted model, not a curated record. Lineage: Eukaryota; Metazoa; Arthropoda; Insecta; Diptera; Drosophilidae.